CGCGAGCCGGAUUGUCGGUUUCUCGGAAGAAAGACGCUACAUUGCUAUAGCCCCCUUCUCUGGUGAUUUCGAUAUUCCAGUCCUACCAUGAAUCUACAACAGAUAGCUGCGGAGGGUGUGGCCUUUGAGAUUAUUCCAGCGGGACCUCGUCCGUUACAUAAAGCUUUCUCGAUUGAAAACGGAGGGUGUCAUACAGUAGGGUUCUGCAACUUCAUCCCCACUGAAGCUGAUCAGCAUGGAUGGGGAAGGCGCGCACUGCAAGUUUAUAGAUCAAUCCCGUUGGCACCACCCCGGGACGGGUGGACACGACUACAGGCGGAAGAUAUGCCACCAGGGCGUCAGCACCGAGCAUGGGAGAGCUUAACGGAUCCCAUUAAGCGAAUUUCCCAUGACCUGGCCCAGUCCCGGCCCGACUUGUUAGCUAUACUAGCGUUGGUUUACAGUUUCCGAGUCACGCCGGGGAGCCUUGAUAAAGCCAUAACGAGGUUUAACUUACAGGUGAACAAAGGUACAGCGGAUGAGACGCAAGAGGGAAACAGUGUCGGAGAACCUUCAAAACCACGCAAACGGAAAAGGAAUCCUGAAGCACAUCUAAUCGGGGCCUGGACUGCGAUACUAGCAAACAAGAAGUGGACUGCAGAUUUUCGAAAGGCGCUAGAAGACAACGAAUAUGCAAGAACCGUCCCUACAAUUAGCGACCCACGCGGGUACCAAUUACAGGAAAGAAUGUUGGCCAGUGUCAAUGACUACAUAUUCUACUUGUUCGAAAGUCAAAAAUGGAAAUUCAACUCAACCGAGAUGCUAGACCCGGCUGGUUAUACCUCCGCAGGGACAGGCUGGAAGCAGCUGAGCGACCAGGUCUGGGGUGCAGGGUCCCUAUUCCGCGAGGGCAAUUCAGACGCAGGUAUGAUAAAGCUGGGACAGGCCCAACGGGCGAUCAGCGCUGCCGUGAUGGAUGACAGCCCGCAGUUGAUGUGGCGGCUCUGGCGAAUUUGCCGGUACUUGUACGGGAUAUGUGUGUCCACCAAAGACGACGCUCAUUUGAAGGCCCGCUUCUUGGUUUAUCUGCGCGAUGUCCGUGCUGCCACCAAGGGGGACCACGAUCCUGUUUCCAGGGUUUUCGACGCUCUGGCGGAAAUGGAUAUGGACUGUCUUGUAUGGGCCCUUCGUAUCGGGCAUUUGCGGACACUCCAAAGCUUCCAGAACUUCGUUGGCCCUGGUCACCCCGUCGUGCUUUCAAUGUGGGUGUACUACAUGAAGCAGUGGAAUAUUGGAAAUGUAAACCAUGGAAUGAUCACACAGUACUAUCAAAGUGCCUUGGAAACCGCCGAUAGGCUCACGGGCCCAGCCUCCCAUACAGCAAUAUCAAUCCUCCAUGACUACACAUAUUUCAUCUAUUAUACCACCGAUAAAAAGUGCAGCAUGGAGAUAUCGGAUCUGGGUAUGCGGCUCUACAACCGUGCAUUGAGCAAAUUGAGUCAACCUUGCAUCUGGAGCAAUGAAACCCAAUACUUUGCUUUCGCUUCGCAAAUACUGGCUGAGUACUGGUUUCUACAGAAUAAUGAAGAAUUGGGGAGGCCAUACAUUUAUGUAGGAGUGCAACGAUUACAGGGACCCGACAGGGAGUGUCAAAUCCGAGCUGCUAUGCUCCUUGGCCAACUGAGGCGAUGGCUGCUGCGUUGGAAUAGGAUCGGGGAGGCCGAGGAAGUCCGGGAAAGUAUAUCGGCACUGAAGGAGAGCAUGGAUGGUCUGCUCCAGGACGAGAUUCGAGUAUCCUCUUCACAGGACGAGAGCUAGUCCGCUUCUUUCGCCUGGGACUACCACGUCGAAGUCCUAACUUUACCCAUGCCGUGUAUAUGGAGAUUUUAAGUGAUACCUGUUUUGCCAUUACGUUGAAACUAUUGAAGCAAUUCUCCAUUCAUAGAUAUUGAUCCGGAUGGCCCUUCAGUGGUGUACAGAGACGAUCAUUGUUGCUGGGAUCUAAUCAAUCAACUACUAUGGGCCGGAGAGGAAUAUAUCCGUCAUUAGCUAUGAAGGAUGAAAUGACAGUAAAUAGUGUUGGCCAUUCGCCUGUAUUUACUCUGUAC
This is a messenger RNA of Aspergillus versicolor CBS 583.65, 2087 nucleotides long. RefSeq lists its product as uncharacterized. The record is from RefSeq and is a predicted model, not a curated record. Bases 88 to 1797 code for a protein of 569 amino acids. Lineage: Eukaryota; Fungi; Ascomycota; Eurotiomycetes; Eurotiales; Aspergillaceae. The transcript has 3 exons.